Molecule: messenger RNA, 132 nt
Organism: Cetraspora pellucida
Lineage: Eukaryota; Fungi; Glomeromycota; Glomeromycetes; Diversisporales; Gigasporaceae
Source: the annotation of a GenBank genome assembly
AAACCGUGAAUUUAAAAGAUCUCAUCUUUCAAGAAAAUGAUUUUAUACCAUGUGAAGCUUCAACUAAUGCCUCAAGUGAUACAAGCAAUAAUACUGUUGAAAGCAGCGUUGAUAUGGAUUUUGAUCCAGAAA